AUGAAUGCCAUAUAUUUGACAGCGCUAUUGGCGUCCAUGGCAACACAAGGUCAUGCAAAAUGGAUGGAUGAAAUACCACACGCUCCUCCUCGUUGGAAAAGCAAGCUCUUUGGUAUACCUACAUGGAUCAUCCCUAUAGAAGAUUAUAGCGAUGAUGCUUUUAAUACAACGACCUUGUUCUCGGUAGUGAUCAUGGCUGCAGCGACGUUUUCAGCUUUGUAUUAUAUAUUUGUUGUAUACCUUCCUUCACAACCAGCAGGCCAGCGGACUAUUGGACGCUUUAACAAGUUAAUCCUUGGAUAUUUGGUGGCUACCUUGAUUGCAAGCUUCACGUUUGACUUGAUGUGGGCCGGCAAAGUAUGGGCCUCUUUUGGAGUUUUCCAUAAUCUCUUUGAGAUUGGGCUACUUGCCAGCAUAUUGAUUCCACGAUCCGAAAUUAGUCACUUUCUUUUUGUCCCGCUCUGCUUCCUAUACGUAACUGCUACUGCUGCAAUGGUUAUUAUCUUACCUUGGCCAUUGGAUGCCUUGUUCUUCAAGUUCCAAGGUCUCAGCACCGAUUUUGCGCUCGGUGUUGAUCUUUACCGAUUAUACCGACACAAUCGCCGCCUUGCCAAAGAUGUCAAUGCGGUGCAAGUGGUCAUUGACACUGAUGCAAACGGCAAGGAGAGAAAACGCCGCAUGCAAUCUGUGCAUUUCAACCUCAUGCUCCUUGCUAUUGCAUCCAACUUGCAUACGCUUGGAAACACCUUGGUCACUGUUGGCAACCAUAUGAUGCUAUGGAUUAUCUUUCAAUUCCUCUAUGCAGUAUCCUUUCCCAUGUAUGCAUAUUAUGUGAUCUCAGAACCAAAUGAUCAUCGCGUACAGUGGUACCCAAUGAAUUACGUCAAGGAAGCAUUAAUCAUGAUCAGCGCAGUUGUCAGCUGUGGUUUAUUUAUCGUUAUUGGCGCAAUAAACAGUGGUGGUCUCAACUGA
Lichtheimia ornata is the source of this 972-nucleotide messenger RNA. RefSeq lists its product as uncharacterized. The transcript has 5 exons. Lineage: Eukaryota; Fungi; Mucoromycota; Mucoromycetes; Mucorales; Lichtheimiaceae. Bases 1 to 972 code for a protein of 323 amino acids. The record is from RefSeq and is a predicted model, not a curated record.